AUGAGUGCUAAAAAGUAUCUGAAGAUGCCUGCCCAGCAGCCGACGCAGCCUGCGGCCAAAACAGAAAAGGAAGAGAAAUUAUGGAACGCACUUAAGCGGCACAUUAUGCGAGAACGUGAACGGAAGAAGCAAGAGCUUGAAGCAGAGGUGGAGGAGGAACGCCUUCGAAGGGAACGGGAGGAACGGGAAAAACAGGACGUGAUGACGCUCGGCGAAACGAAGGAGCAAAUACUGAUGCUGGAGAAAAAUUUGGAUGAGCUAAGGAACGAAAAGCAGCAGCUGUUUUUACAGCUGAAAAAAGUGCUAAACGAGGAUGAUAACAGGAAACGACAGAUGAAAGAGGAGAUGUUUGCGAUACAGAAUAUUCCGCAGCAAAUAUUUCUACCCCAGCGGCCGAUGCCACCGCAUCAGCAGCACAUGAUGCAUAAAGUGAGUCCACCCGAAGUUCUGCUUACGUCGGAACGCAUAUUCACCGACGCUUACCCCAACUUGCAGGGCAAUCCGCAGGUAAAUGCGGCCAAACGCACGCACAGCCCAUCACCGUCCCAGCACAUCCAGGGCUACUAUAAGCAGCCCAAUCCCAACAAUCAACCGUACCCGCCGCAGCAGAAGAUCGAGGAAGGUAGACGGGGCGGAGAAGUGGCCCGUGCCGUUUUGUGGAACAAAUCGCAAUACUGUCCGCCGGUUGGUUUCUAUCCCGGUACCCCGCCUACGAACCCGCAGGAUGGUCGGCAGCCGCAGCCACAGAUUUUGUACCCGUACCAGAGCAGUCUAACCAUUCCCAUGCGCCAGUACGUCGAUAUACCGUCCCAGCCGGGACCGCCAACGCAACCGAAACCCGAACAGCUGGUGGUGAGCGGUAAGGUGGGCCCGCUUCCACCGUCGCAGGCAAACAUUUACCACAUCAGUUUGGAUCAGUCGGCGGCCGCAAUCCACAGCCAGCAGCCCCCACCGCAGAUGAAAACGAUCACGAUCGAGAAGAUACCGCAGGAGCGCAUUGUGCCGUACCAUAUCGAGCUGCAGGCGAAGCACGACGACCGUACGAAGGAUCUGCGCCAGUUGCAGGGUCCACCACCGCCGUCCCAACCCGGUGUCGUUGCAACGCAUCUGCCGGAAGGGAUCGUUUAUGCGCCCGGUCUGCGUCCCGGUGCUAUACAGAUGCACACGAUUGCUACCAAUCAGCAAUUACCGAAGGGUGGAAGCAUUACACAGGGCUACCCGUCGGCAAGGCCGCCACCGAUCAGCAAUCCACAGCAACCGCCACCUUCGCAGAUGCAUUACAAUCGCCACCGUUACUGA
Molecule: messenger RNA, 1299 nt
Organism: Anopheles marshallii
Lineage: Eukaryota; Metazoa; Arthropoda; Insecta; Diptera; Culicidae
Exons: 6
Coding region: 1-1299 (432 amino acids)
Biological process (GO): regulation of transcription by RNA polymerase II
Cellular component (GO): transcription regulator complex
Molecular function (GO): transcription coregulator activity
Source: RefSeq, a predicted model, not a curated record